AUGAAGGCAACAGGUCUUGCCAUUGCCGCUGCCUCAGUCGCAGGAGCGUCUGCACAUGCUAUCUUCCAAAAGUUGGCUGUUAAUGGCGUCGACCAAGGAACUUCGUGUAUUCGAUUGCCUCAAGGCCCAUCUGCAAACUUCCCAGUCACCCUAGUCAGCUCAAACGACAUCAGAUGUAAUGUUGGAGGUUCCAAUGGUGUUUCCGGGGUCUGUUCUGUUCCAGCUGGUGGCACUAUCACUGUUGAGAUGCACCCUACAUACAGUGCUGCAGAUCAGAGCUGCAGUGUCGAGGCCAUCGGAGGCGCGCAUCACGGACCGGUUCAAGUAUACAUGCAAAAAGUUGGUGAUGCCACCACCGCCGACGGCUCUGGGCCUUGGUUUAAGAUUUAUGCCGAGGGCUUGAUCUCUGGAUACAAUGCAGGAUACUGGGCAACUGACAGGAUGAACGAUAAUUGCGGUAAAGUUAAUGUCGCUAUUCCAGCCGGUUUGGCGCCUGGUAACUACCUGGUCCGCGCCGAAGUUAUCGCCCUCCAUGCCGCCUUCCAGACAAACGGAGCGCAAUUUUAUAUUACAUGUUAUCAAAUUAACGUCACUGGCGGUGGCUCGGCCACACCCUCCGGUGUCCUCCUACCAGGAGCAUACAGCCCAACUGACCCUGGUAUCUACUGGGAUCUCUACAGGUCCUUCAGCAGCUACCCACUCCCAGGACCAACCGUCUACAGCGGUGGCAGCGGCCCAGUAUCGAGUACCACCACUGCUAGGACAACCACAACCGCCGCAGCGACUACCGUGAGGACCACUACCCCAUCGACUACCAGAGCCGCUACUACCACAGCUUCCACUACUCGUGCUACCACUACCUCAUCCGCCGCUACAACUAACGGACCGGGUGUUAGUGCACCUCUUUGGGGCCAGUGUGGCGGACUUGGCUGGACCGGACCUACAAACUGCGCAUCAGGAAAGUGCGUAUCGACAAACGUUUACUACUCUCAAUGCCAACCAUAA
Messenger RNA from Orbilia oligospora ATCC 24927, 1005 nucleotides. RefSeq lists its product as uncharacterized. Gene Ontology annotation, biological process: carbohydrate metabolic process. The record is from RefSeq and is a predicted model, not a curated record. Gene Ontology annotation, molecular function: cellulose binding. Lineage: Eukaryota; Fungi; Ascomycota; Orbiliomycetes; Orbiliales; Orbiliaceae. The transcript is spliced from 6 exons. Bases 1 to 1005 code for a protein of 334 amino acids. Gene Ontology annotation, cellular component: extracellular region.